AAGAAGAAGCGCAGGAGGAAGGAAAGUUAUGCUAUUUACAUUUAUAAAGUAUUGAAGCAAGUUCAUCCUGAUACUGGUAUUUCAUCCAAGGCUAUGAGCAUCAUGAACAGCUUUGUGAAUGAUAUAUUCGAACGCAUUGCUGCUGAAGCUUCACGUUUGGCCCACUAUAACAAACGAUCCACAAUUACUAGUCGGGAAAUUCAAACUGCAGUUCGCCUUUUACUUCCUGGUGAAUUGGCUAAGCACGCAGUUAGUGAAGGUACUAAAGCUGUCACUAAGUAUACCAGUUCCAAGUAA
Messenger RNA from Teleopsis dalmanni, 297 nucleotides. RefSeq names its product histone H2B. The transcript has a single exon. Gene Ontology annotation, cellular component: nucleosome. Gene Ontology annotation, molecular function: protein heterodimerization activity; structural constituent of chromatin; DNA binding. Lineage: Eukaryota; Metazoa; Arthropoda; Insecta; Diptera; Diopsidae. The record is from RefSeq and is a predicted model, not a curated record. The annotation marks the transcript as partial.